CUUCCAACUUAGCAACAUUUGGAGGUUGCCCUGCUACUUCUGCUAAUCAUACCCACGAAAAAAGGUAAAAACAAAAAACAAAAGAAACACACACAAUAUGGAUUAUCUUCUGCAGUCCUUGCAACCCUUACAAUCCAUGACACCACUCUUGCUCAUAAUCCCACUCCUAUUUCUCCUCCCUCUAAUUUUCCGUUUCCGGCGACCACCACCAUACCCGCCCGGCCCCAAAGGCCUACCCCUUAUUGGCAACAUGUUAUUGAUGGACCAACUAACUCACCGGGGCCUCGCCAAGCUGGCCAAGAAAUACGGCGGCAUAUUCCACCUCCGCAUGGGGUUUUUACACAUGGUUGCGAUUUCCAACCCUGACGUGGCACGACAAGUCCUUCAAGUCCAAGACAACAUCUUCUCCAACCGCCCGGCCACCAUCGCCAUCAGCUACCUCACCUACGACCGCGCUGACAUGGCCUUCGCGCACUACGGGCCCUUCUGGCGCCAGAUGCGUAAGCUCUGCGUCAUGAAGCUCUUUAGUCGCAAACGCGCCGAGUCCUGGGAGUCUGUCAGGGAUGAAGUGGACUCAUCGGUUAGGACCGUCACAGUUCAUGUUGGUUCGGCUGUAAACAUCGGAGAGUUGGUUUUUUCGCUCACGAAAAAUAUUAUUUAUCGGGCGGCGUUCGGGACGAGCUCUCAGGAAGGGCAGGAUGAGUUUAUUGGGAUACUGCAGGAAUUUUCCAAAUUGUUUGGAGCUUUUAAUAUUGCUGAUUUUAUUCCUAGCCUGGGGUGGGUUGAUCCUCAGGGGCUAAACAAUAGACUCGCUAAGGCUCGUGAGUCCUUGGAUCGGUUCAUUGACACCAUCAUAGAUGAUCACAUGGAGAAGAAAAGGAAUGGUAAGGGAGUGAGUGACGGUGAAACGGACAUGGUGGAUGAGUUGUUGGCUUUUUACAGUGAAGAAGCUAAAGUAUAUGAAUCUGAAGAUAAUUUGCAAAACGCCAUCAAACUUACUAGGGAUAACAUCAAGGCCAUCAUCAUGGACGUAAUGUUUGGCGGGACGGAGACUGUGGCGUCGGCAAUAGAGUGGGCCAUGUCGGAGCUGAUGAAGAGCCCGGAGGACCUAAAGAGGGUCCAACAAGAACUUGCUGACGUGGUGGGUCUAGACCGUCGACCUGAAGAGACCGACUUCGAGAAGUUGACAUACCUAAAAUGUGCCCUAAAAGAGACACUACGACUCCACCCACCAAUUCCACUACUCCUCCACGAGACCUCGGAGGACGCUGUAGUAGCCGGCUACCGCAUUCCCAAAAGAUCGCGUGUGAUGAUCAACGCGUGGGCCAUUGGACGUGACAAGGACUCGUGGGAGGACGCCGAGUCCUUCAAGCCCUCGAGGUUUUUGAAAGAAGGUGUGCCUGACUUUAAGGGGAGUAACUUCGAGUUCAUUCCGUUCGGGUCCGGUCGGAGGUCGUGCCCGGGCAUGCAACUAGGGUUGUACGCGCUGGAGAUGGCGGUGGCACACUUGCUUCAUUGUUUUACGUGGGAGUUGCCUGAUGGUAUGAAACCUAGUGAGCUCGACAUGAACGACGUGUUUGGACUCACCGCUCCGAGAGCGAGUCGACUCAUCGCCGUACCGAGUAAAAGGGUGGUUUGUCCACUCUGAUGGUGAUGAAAAAACAGAGAGAGAAACAGUGGUGGAAUUUGUUUGGAGUGUAAUGAUACUGUGAAAACUGCACAGGUAAAUUGCAAGCGUUUUCUUAUUGUUCUUUUGAAAAACAAAAUAAUUACAAAGAGAACAUGAACAGUUGUGAGGGAAUUUUUAAUUCACUCUCUUUGUGUAUAUAGACACUCUCUUUUGUUUUGUUUAAUAUGUAUGCAAAUUUAUCGUUAAUUUCCUGUUUUUUUCCUUUUUGUUUUGUUAUUAUUGUAUUGAAAUAAAAAUAUAAUGGCUGAGUUACAAAAAUUA
Molecule: messenger RNA, 1951 nt
Organism: Malus domestica (apple)
Lineage: Eukaryota; Viridiplantae; Streptophyta; Magnoliopsida; Rosales; Rosaceae
Product: cytochrome P450 84A1-like
Molecular function (GO): monooxygenase activity; oxidoreductase activity, acting on paired donors, with incorporation or reduction of molecular oxygen; iron ion binding
Source: RefSeq, a predicted model, not a curated record